GCCACUGCUCCAACCACUGCCACCACCGCCACAGUCGCAGCCGCCGUAGCCUCAGCCGCCGGGCAAGUAGCUCAGAGCGGCGGCUUCCCGGGCGCCCCGACGCCGACGAGGGCGCCGCGCUCUGCUCGCUCCGCGCCCGAGCCAUGCCGGGCAGCCGCGCGUAAUCGCCGCGCGCAGGCCGCCGCCGACCCGACCUUGGGCACGGUCCCUCGCCUGAGCCGAGCUUUCAGUGCGCGCAACUCCCUCGGUCUCCGCCGGCCCCUCGCAACCAUGCCCCGGGCCACUGCGCUCGGGGCCCUUAUGCGACUGCUGCUGCCUCCUCUGCUGCUGCUGCUGCCGCUGCCCCGCGACGCCAGGGGGCUCGGGGAGGGCUCGGACCUCGCCUCGGACUACUCGGCGCUGGAAUUCGAGGAGGGCGCGGAGCAGCAGCUGGAGCAUUACCACGACCCGUGCAAAGCCGCUGUCUUUUGGGGAGACAUUGCCUUAGAUGAAGAGGACCUGAAGUUAUUUCGCAUUGACAAAGCCCAAGACUGGGUCAAGCAGUCAGAGGAGGAAACAGGGCACAGCACAGGUGGGCUUGAAGAGCAGCCAUUUGAGAGUUGGCCGAACACUACAGCCAUGAAUACCAGCAGCGAGGAAGCUAGAAAGGAUGGCAAGGAGAAUGUCAUGCUUCCACAGAGCCCUGGGACCUCAAGUGCCAGGGCUGAGACCUUCUCUCCUCGGGUCCGAAGAGCCACAACCUCCAGGACAGAGAGGAUAUGGCCCGGAGGGGUCAUCCCCUACGUCAUCGGAGGGAACUUCACUGGAAGCCAGAGGGCCAUUUUUAAGCAGGCCAUGAGACACUGGGAGAAACAUACCUGUGUGACCUUCAUAGAGAGGACCGAUGAAGAAAGCUUUAUCGUGUUCAGUUACAGAACCUGUGGAUGUUGUUCCUAUGUUGGGCGCCGAGGAGGAGGCCCGCAGGCCAUAUCCAUUGGGAAAAACUGUGACAAGUUUGGCAUUGUGGCGCACGAGCUGGGCCACGUGGUUGGGUUCUGGCAUGAACACACCCGACCAGACAGAGACCAGCAUGUCACCAUCAUCAGAGAAAACAUCCAGCCAGGUCAGGAGUAUAAUUUCUUAAAAAUGGAAGCUGGGGAAGUGAGCUCUCUGGGAGAGACGUACGACUUUGACAGCAUCAUGCACUACGCCCGGAACACCUUCUCAAGAGGAGUUUUCUUAGACACGAUCCUCCCCCGUCGAGACGACAAUGGUGUAAGGCCAACCAUUGGCCAGCGCGUGCGGCUCAGUCAGGGAGACAUAGCUCAAGCCAGGAAGCUGUACAAAUGCCCAGCGUGCGGGGAGACCCUGCAGGACACAACAGGAAACUUUUCUGCACCUGGUUUCCCAAAUGGCUACCCUUCCUAUUCCCACUGCGUCUGGAGGAUAUCAGUCACUCCAGGGGAAAAGAUCAUCUUAAACUUCACAUCCAUGGAUUUGUUUAAAAGCCGCCUGUGCUGGUACGACUACGUGGAGGUCCGGGAUGGUUAUUGGAGAAAAGCCCCCCUCUUGGGUAGGUUUUGUGGUGAUCAAGUCCCGGAGCCCCUCAUCUCCACAGACAGCCGGCUCUGGGUGGAGUUCCGAAGCAGCAGCAACAUCCUGGGCAAGGGUUUCUUCGCGGUGUAUGAAGCUACCUGUGGGGGAGACAUUAACAAAGACGCCGGUCAGAUUCAAUCUCCCAACUACCCAGAUGACUACAGACCUUCCAAGGAAUGUGUCUGGAGGAUUACGGUUUCGGAGGGGUUUCACGUGGGGCUUACCUUCCAAGCUUUUGAGAUUGAAAGGCACGACAGCUGUUCAUACGACUACCUGGAAAUCCGCGACGGCCCCACGGAAGAGAGCAUCCUGAUUGGCCACUUCUGUGGCUAUGAGAAGCCAGAGAAUGUGAAAUCAAGCUCCAAUAGAAUGUGGAUGAAGUUUGUGUCCGAUGCCUCUAUCAAUAAAGCGGGCUUUGCGGCCAAUUUUUUCAAGGAGGUGGAUGAGUGUUCCUGGCCAGACCAUGGCGGGUGUGAGCAGCGCUGUGUGAACACUCUGGGCAGCUACAAGUGCGUGUGUGAUCCUGGCUACGAGCUGGCCGCCGAUAAGAAGACGUGUGAAGUGGCCUGUGGUGGUUUCAUCACCAAGCUGAACGGAACCAUCACCAGCCCUGGGUGGCCGAAGGAGUACCCCACAAACAAAAACUGCAUCUGGCAGGUGGUGGCCCCCACCCAGUACCGGAUCUCCCUUCAGUUCGAAGUGUUUGAACUGGAGGGCAACGAUGUCUGUAAGUAUGACUUCGUGGAGGUGCACAGCGGUCUGUCCCCUGACGCCAGGCUGCAUGGCAAGUUCUGCGGCUCGGAGACGCCCGAGGUCAUCACCUCGCAGAGCAACAACAUGCGCGUGGAGUUCAAGUCAGACAACACGGUCUCCAAACGCGGCUUCAGGGCCCACUUCUUCUCAGACAAGGACGAAUGUGCCAAGGACAACGGCGGCUGCCAGCACGAGUGCGUCAACACGUUCGGGAGCUACCUGUGCCGGUGCGGGAACGGCUACCGGCUCCACGAGAACGGGCACGACUGUAAAGAGGCUGGCUGUGUGCACAAGAUCAGCAGUGCAGACGGGACCCUGGCGAGCCCCAACUGGCCUGACAAAUACCCCAGCCGGAGGGAGUGUACCUGGAAUAUCUCUUCAACCGCGGGCCACCGGGUGAAACUCAUGUUUAAUGAAUUUGAGAUCGAGCAGCACCAGGAAUGUGCCUACGACCACCUGGAACUGUAUGACGGGCCCGACAGCCUGGCCCCUGUCCUCGGGCGUUUCUGCGGCAGCAAGAAACCAGACCCCGUGGUGGCUUCGGGCAGCAGCCUGUUCCUCAGGUUUCACUCGGAUGCUUCCGUGCAGAGGAAAGGCUUCCAGGCCGAGCACAGCACGGAGUGCGGGGGCAGGCUCAAGGCUGAAGUGCAGACCAAGGAGCUCUACUCCCACGCCCAGUUUGGGGACAACAACUACCCGAGCCAGGCCCACUGUGACUGGGUGAUCGUGGCGGAGGACGGCUACGGCGUGGAGUUGGUAUUCCGGACCUUCGAAGUCGAGGAGGAGGCCGACUGUGGCUACGACUACAUGGAGGCCUACGACGGCUAUGACGGCACGGCGCCCAGGCUCGGCCGCUUCUGCGGCUCCGGGCCAUUGGAAGAAAUCUACUCUGCAGGGGAUUCUCUGAUGAUUCGAUUCCACACGGAUGACACCAUCAACAAGAAAGGCUUUCACGCCCAGUACACCAGCACCAAGUUCCAGGAUGCCCUGCACAUGAAGAAAUAACGUCGAUAUUCUUCAAAGACAGGAACUGCGAAUGUUUUUAUAACAAUGGCACCUUGUGAAUCUGCCCUAAAACAAUGUACGGUAUUUUUCUCAAACAAAAACUCAAAAUCUAGUCUUGGAGGUAUGUAUUUGAUGAAGUUUGGCCAACAAGGAGGAGAGAAGAUGUUCCUUUGAUUCUGGCUGCAAGGUUAUCCAUUGUGGACUUUUAAAGAAUAUUAAGGUUUGAAGUCAUUGACCAUUUAAGCUAUGCCACUUCAUACCCGUUCCCCUUGUCCCUUGCUCCUAUGGGGCAAAAGGCUGGCCCUUGGGUUGGUCAUUCCUCUAUUUCUGGAUGUGCUUUCAUAGGUGCCAGCAAUGUGACCAUGUCCUGGAGACUCAGCUGUCUUCUGUCUACGCUGGGCAUGAGGAUUAAAGAUUGGCGAUGGCUGAUUUACUACUCAGCUUUGGCUGGAUACUUUUCCUCUUUCUCUGCCAGGGACAUGUCAACCAGGAUACCUGAGAAUAUGGACGUCAGGACUAAAAAAGGCAUCGCAGUAAGCAGUGCACGGAGGGAGAAUCAUUGUCACCAAGCCUUUUCUCUGUGUCAUCAGCUCUCCUUGCUUCCUUUGGCUUUCCCCCAUCCCUAAUUGCAUUAGGGGCCAAGGCAUCCACUAUGAAUUCCAGCAGAACAUUUGCUGGUGAGAGUCUCUAGUUUGCCAAGAAUAUAUCCUGGCUCCUAAAAAUCCUUCACUCACUGACUUUGAGAAGACUCCACUUGUGCUUGGGAUUCCACGGGCUUGGGAGAACAUUUCUGCCUUCAGCUUUGGAGGCACUUGCUGUGGUUAACCUUGCCUCCUUGACAACCAAUUCAAAUUGCGUUUGCAAGACGUGCAAAGACAUCUUAGGAGGGACCAGUUCAGGUCCCUUGUGGAAUGAACACUGUUGAAAACUGGUUAAUUAUAAAUUAUGUAAGAAUGAACACCUUGUGGAACAAGUCAACCUGUGACUAACUUCCUGUAACCAAUCAGGUUAAAGAGUGCAUUGGUAACUUUGCUCAGACUAACUAGUAUUCAAUCACCUACUUGCAACGGGAAGUCACCACAGUUGGUGCUUGUUCCAGAAAAGUAUAGAUGAUGUUGUUUACAUAAUUUUAGAACCUCCAGGUCUACUUUAAACAGUGAGGUAGUUUUGAAUGGCAUUUCAUUAAGGCAUCUGUGGGCAUUAUGAGCUAAAAGCUGUGGUAUGUUAGCUUUAAAAGAGUAUUUAUGUUUGAAUAAUUUUUAAAUAAUGUUUACAUAACCCUGAGUCCUGUUUGGUUAGUACUGAACACAGGACAGAGCACAAGCAUUUUCGGUGAGAGCCCAGAUAGCUCCCAAGCACCAGAAUUCCUUUGGGACGAAUCAACAUCACUUUAAACAAAGUAUUUGCAAAAGGUUAAAGCUUAUAUUUUUUAAAGAUCUGAGUAUGCCCCAGAGGACUAUGUCUAAUUAAAAUGAUUGCUGGGAGUUAAAAAAAAAAAAAAGAAGAAGAAUACAAAGAAAGAUAGAAGAAAUGCAUGGGAAUAUUUUUUCCUUAAAACAAA
Messenger RNA from Diceros bicornis minor, 4894 nucleotides. It is a transcript of the gene TLL2, whose product is annotated as tolloid like 2. The coding region runs from base 271 to 3333 and encodes 1020 amino acids. The transcript is spliced from 21 exons. Gene Ontology annotation, biological process: proteolysis. NCBI's taxonomy places the organism in Eukaryota, Metazoa, Chordata, Mammalia, Perissodactyla, Rhinocerotidae. The record is from RefSeq and is a predicted model, not a curated record. Gene Ontology annotation, molecular function: serine-type endopeptidase activity; zinc ion binding; metalloendopeptidase activity.